Messenger RNA from Periconia digitata, 4112 nucleotides. The record is from the annotation of a GenBank genome assembly. Lineage: Eukaryota; Fungi; Ascomycota; Dothideomycetes; Pleosporales; Periconiaceae.
UUCGCGGGGUUCUCCCCAGGAAGAAAUCACAAAAAGCCCUUAUAAUCAUGUCUCUGGAAAACAAUGCGGCACUGCCACUGUAUAGUAAUGAAAGAUAUACAGUGGGUUGGAUUUGCGCAAUCCCGACUGAGUACGUCGCAGCCCAAGCAUUCCUCGACGAGGUCCACGACCGACCGGAAUACGUGCAUUCCCAUGAUAACAACGACUACACUCUGGGGAAGAUUGGCAAGCACUAUAUCGUCAUAGCUGUCUUGCCUGAUGGAGAGUACGGUGUCACAUCUGCGGCAGCCGUGGCACGGGAUAUGCUCCACAGCUUCCUCAAUAUCAGAGUUGGGCUUCUGGUUGGGAUUGGCGGUGGCGCACCGACCCCCAAGCAGGACAUUCGUCUGGGAGACGUUGUCGUCUGUUCUCCUCGUGACGGGAAAAGCGGUGUGUUUCAAUACGACUUUGGCAAAACAAUCCAGGAGAAAAGUUUUCAAUCAACAGGGUCAUUAAACCUGCCUCCUAUGGUUCUCAGGACUGCCGUAGGCGGACUCAAGGCUAAAUAUGAGAGUGAUGGACAUCAGCUCCUCGAUGCUGUUGAACGGGCUUUGCAGAAGAAACCUCGCUUGAAGAAAAGGUACAGCCGACCGAAUCCAGAUAGUGAUAGGCUGUAUCUGAGUGAGGUAACUCAUGGAGGAGAUGGUGAAGAGUCGUGUGCCAACGUUUGUGGCGAAGACGUUUCCAAACUGUUUCCGCGAGGUCCAAGGACGGAAGACGAAGACAAUCCGGCAAUUCAUCAUGGCACAAUAGCUUCAGCCAACCAGCUGAUGAAAGAUGCUUUACUUCGCGACAAGUUUGCAAGGGAAAAUGGGGUUUUGUGCUUCGAGAUGGAGGCUGCGGGACUGAUGAAUCACUUUCCUUGUCUCGUCAUUCGUGGUAUAUGCGACUAUGCCGAUACACACAAGAACAAAGAUUGGCAAUGCUAUGCAGCUAUGGUUGCAGCUGCAUAUGCAAAAGACCUUCUCCUUCGUAUCUCAGUCACUAAGGUAGAGGCCGAGACAAGAUUAGCUGAUAUCUUGGGUGAUGUCAAGGAAGAUGUACAAACUGUCAUACGAGAUGUGAGAGGUAUUCAGGAAGACCAACAUCGUCGUAAAAUCGCGACUUGGCUUUCCUCACCUGAACCAUCCACAAACUUCAACAAAGCUCGAAAACAGCACCAAGAAGGUAGUGGCGGGUGGUUCCUUGAAAGUAGCGAGUACGCUGCAUGGAAGACAGACCGCAAUUCGUUUCUUUGGCUGAGCGGCAUUCCCGGAAGCGGCAAAACGAUUCUCAGCUCUACUAUCAUCGCGGACUUGAAGGGAAACUCGCCUCAAAAAGUUCUCUACUUCUACUUUGAUUUCAGCGACAAGAGCAAACAGAUCCACGAAAACUUAAUUCGGCAGCUGGUUUUACAGUUGUAUCAAGAUGGAAAACGCUAUGAAAAACUGGACCAUCUCUAUGCAAAUUGUGGUGAAGGACGGGAGCAGCCAGGAUCCAAGGAGCUUAUCGCAGUUCUAUUGGACAUGAUAAAGAGUGCUGGAGAAAGCUGGAUAAUUCUGGAUGCACUCGAUGAAUGUUCCCUAGAAGACGGUGGAUUGUUCGCAUUGAUUGGCGAGCUUCGGGACGCUGAUUUGAAUAUACAUCUUUUGAUUACGGGCCGCCCCGAACACGCUAUUGUGGAGGCUGUUGGAGUUUGGGGAUGCGGGUCAAAAGUGAUAUCUCUCGAAAAAGCUCGCCAUCAACAUGAUAUCGAUGCAUACAUCAAGACGCGAACUAAGAACAUUGUCAGAUGGAAGGAAAGGCCAGACAUACAAACGCAGAUUGAGAACUCCCUCUCAGAAAAGGCACAUGGAAUGUUUCGCUGGGUUUCAUGUCAAUUUGACACCUUAGAGGCUUGUUUGGACCCCCCAGCAGUGCGUGAAGCUUUGUCUCAACUUCCCAGGACCUUGGAUGAUACGUAUGAUGUAAUUUUGAGAAGAUUACAUCCCGACCAUCUUCGCUACACAACUCGACUUCUGCAAUUUCUCACAUAUGCAGAACGGCCACUCCGCCUUAAAGAAGCUGUAGAUGCAUUGAAUGUGGAUAUAACAAGGCGACCUAGUUUUGAUAUAGCCGAUCGUAUGCCAAAUCCCAAGGAAAUCACCCGGUAUGGUGGAGGCCUAUUUAUCCUCGUCGAUGCAAUUGAAGAUACCCAAAGGGAUAUUGCAGUUGUACGGAUUCUACAACUUGCGCACUUCUCUGUCAAAGAGUAUCUUCUUUCAAAACGACCCAAAGCUGUUUCGAAAGCUUUCGAGGACGCACUUCGAGAACCAGAGGCCUAUCAAGCUAUGACUGAUGUGUGUCUUCGCUACCUUUUGGAUCUAAAUCAUCAUGCACCAGCACAUAAAUUGACAGAAAUAUAUCCAUUCGCCACACUUUCUGCAUCUAGUUGGACAAAAUAUGCCCGAAAGGCCGAGAAGUUCACUAAAAAAAGCCUCGAUUCCGUUUCAGAGUAUCUUUCAUCACACUCUGCAUUUGAACUAGGACAAGUUCUGUCUACGCCAAAAUGCUAUCAGGUCAUUUUGUAUCACCAACCGCUGAUCUAUGCAGCAUUUGAAGGACUUUAUUACCUCGUGAAGACACUGAUUGGAGAUGGUGCUGACGUGAACCUGAGGGAUGUCCAUUUGGGACAUGCCCUCCAAGCCGCUUCAUACAGAGGACACGAGGAUAUAGUACGAAUGCUUCUUGAUCAUGGUGCCAAUGUGAACAUGGAAAAUGGAUAUUACGGCACGGCACUUCAAGCUGCAUCCGCAGGUGGUCACCAUGGUGUUGUUCAAACACUCCUCGCUAGAGGUGCUGACCCUAAUGUUGAGGGCGGGUGGUGCACAACAGCACUGUUAGCUGCAACAGCUGCGGGUAUACAUCAAGCUCAGUUUCCAUACCACAAAAACAUAUUGGAGGCCAACCCUGAAAACCUUGGGUAUUCCCUACAAACAGUGAUCGAGGAUUCGUCAAGAAAAAUAGAUUAUACGGAGAUCGCGAAAACGCUCAUCAAUGCUGGAGCUAGGCUUCGGGUAGGAAAUAAUAGCCUAGGAGAACCUUUGCAUCUUGCCUCUGCCACAGGAUUGAUAGAGGUAGUACAACUGCUUCUUGAUAAGGGUAUUGAUGCAAACGUUGCGCACCGAAAGUACGAAACUGGGGUCCAACGUGCGACGGGGAGUGGCCAGAAACAUGCUGCGGCGAGCACAGCUCUGCAUUACGCAAUUGGAAAUGGGCGGACAGAAAUUACGCAGCUUUUGGUUGAUUCAGGUGCCGACGUCAACUUGCCCUCAGCCAGAGGUGAGACACCACUGGGGAUAGCGAUAUCCGUGCCAUACGAAAGCAUCGUCAGAAUACUUCUCGCGGGCCAUGCCGAUGUUGAUGCACCAACUGGUUUCGGCAUGACGCCCUUACAUAUGACUGUAGAGUCAGGCUUGACAGGUAUCGUCAAGCUACUGCUGGAUGCGGGAGCCAAUGUGAGCCCAAGUGGCUUUAUGCCCUUGCACAUGGCCGUAAGACAAGACUACGCAGCUAUCGUAAAGCUACUUCUAGACGCAAAAGCCGAUGUGCAUGCAACAGACGACUCAGGCCAGACGCCCUUACACCACGCUGGACAAUACGCGCCCCAUAACCGUACACAGGAGAGGGUUAAGAUCAUUCGAUUACUACUUGAAAAUGGUGCAGAUAUCAAUAUGCGUGAUAUCAACAGCGACACCGCCCUUAACUACGCAGUGUACAACGGAUAUAAGGCUGCGACCCAAAUUCUGCUAGAUCAUGGAGCUGAUCUGAAUAUCCGCAAUCGUAGCGGUUAUACCGCUCUACAAAUAGUUCACCCAGAGAACAAGAAAUUUCUGCAAAUCUUGCUAGACAAAUGGGGAAAAGAUACUCAAGAGUUGGAGCACAGAAAAACACGCCCGGGAACGCGCUGGAGAAGUCUUUCUUUCACGCACCCUGUGUUGGCCCCAGUCUUUCGACGUCCUAUAGAAGGCUUUUAUUACAGCGACGACUACGACGACAGCUAUAAUAGCAGUGACGAGGACUACGACGAUCACUACUCUAUCAUGUCAUUGUAA